AAAACACUAGUUAGGAGUAGUGACUUAAGCCAAGACAAGACAGGGUUUUAGGAGCAGGAAUCAUAUCCAUCCUUGAACCCUAAAUUCAUUCAACUCAUCAUAUGGAACUUCAAACUUUUUGUUCCACUCUUUCUUCUCAACCGCUUCAAUUAUCCUACAAACAUCAUUCUCAAUUCAGAUGUCAGAGACCCAAUUUUGGCUUUACAAAUGCAUCUAAAUACUUGAAAUUGGUGAUUAAAGAACCUUCAUUUUUGGGAUUCAACAAAUUUCAAAGGACUGUUAUACAUGCUUCUGAUUCCACUGUAAAUGGUGCAUUGGAAGUUAAACCGAAUGGAAGUUCUAGUGUUGUUGUUAAUGGGGUGGAAGUUGAACCAGGAAGUUCUAGUGUUGUUGUUAAUGGGGUGGAAGUUGAACCAUUUCAUGGUAAAUCAGGUUCUGUCUCUUUUUAUGGUUUGACACACCAAUCUGUAGAAGAAGGAAAAUUGGAAUCUGCUCCCUUUAAACAAGAGGAGAGAUCUUAUUUAUGGGUUUGGGGUCCUCUUGUAUUCAUAUCGUCUUUGAUUCUGCCACAGUUCUUCAUUAGCAAUGUUGUUGAGGCUUUCUUUGAUGAUAUGAUUUUAAAAGAUAUUGUGACUUCACUCUCUACAGAGGUACUGUUCUAUUUAGGAUUUGCAACAUUCUUACAGGUGGCUGAUCGCGUCCAGAGGCCAUAUUUGCAGUACAGCUCUAAAAGAUGGGGUCUCAUCACUGGACUCAAAGGAUACUUAACCUCUGCUGUCCUCACAAUGGGUUUGAAGAUUUCUAUUCCUCUCAUUCUUUUGUACGUAACCUGGUCAGUGAUCCGCGUGGCCACAGUUGUUGCUAUAGCUCCCUUCUUAGUUGGCUGUGUUGUUCAAUUUGCAUUUGAGAGAUACUUGAACAAGCGUGGUUCAUCGUGCUGGCCUCUAGUCCCUAUUAUAUUUGAGGUAUACAGACUGUAUCAGCUUACAAGAGCAACUAAUUUUGCUCAGAGGUUGAUGUACUCUAUGAAGGGGAUGCCUGCGUCACCUGAAGUGCUAGAACGUAGUGGAACUUUGUUUGGGAUGAUGGUGAUCUUCCAGUUACUGGGAAUUGUGUGCCUUUGGUCAUUGAUGACAUUUCUUUUGAGGCUAUUCCCUUCUAGGCCAGUAGCAGAAAAUUACUGAUUUUUGUAUGGAACAAAGAAGAGUGUUGUAUAUAUUCGGAGUAGAUAAUGUUUGUAAGGUGAUUAACUUUCAAUGCAGGCUUUUCAUAAAAGCCGUGUCACUGUAAUUCAUUUCUGUUUUAAUUUCAGUAUCAUCAUUUACCAAGAAAA
Molecule: messenger RNA, 1333 nt
Organism: Trifolium pratense (red clover)
Lineage: Eukaryota; Viridiplantae; Streptophyta; Magnoliopsida; Fabales; Fabaceae
Exons: 5
Coding region: 102-1184 (360 amino acids)
Cellular component (GO): chloroplast
Source: RefSeq, a predicted model, not a curated record